Molecule: messenger RNA, 1497 nt
Organism: Myripristis murdjan (pinecone soldierfish)
Lineage: Eukaryota; Metazoa; Chordata; Actinopteri; Holocentriformes; Holocentridae
Product: 5-hydroxytryptamine receptor 7-like
Exons: 2
Coding region: 1-1497 (498 amino acids)
Biological process (GO): positive regulation of MAPK cascade; smooth muscle contraction; vasoconstriction
Cellular component (GO): plasma membrane
Molecular function (GO): G protein-coupled serotonin receptor activity
Source: RefSeq, a predicted model, not a curated record
AUGGUUGUUGUGGGAGCGACUAACGGAACGUUCGGCGGUGGAAACAUGAGGUCGUUCAUGAUAGAGGAGAGAGCCGGUGGCGGAGAUCCCGGGGGCUCCACCAACAUGAUGAUCUCGGAGGCUCUUGCGCCCCGGCUGCUGAAGAUUGCGCAGGACGCCGCAGAGGCUGCUGCAGCAGCGGCAGCGACAACUUCUCCAUCCACCUCCAGUCAGCCGCUGGUCAUGGAGACGAACGGGACCCGGUGCGGCGAGCAGAUCCUGAGCUACGGCAGGGUGGAGAAAGUCCUGAUCGGCGGGGUCCUCACCAUGCUCACACUGUCCACCAUCUGCGGGAACUUACUGGUGGUCAUCUCCGUGUGUUUCGUCAAGAAACUGCGCCAGCCGUCCAACUACUUGAUAGUGUCACUGGCGGUGGCAGACCUGUCCGUGGCUCUGGCCGUGAUGCCGUUCGUCAGUAUCACGGACCUGAUCGGCGGUCAGUGGAUUUUCGGCCAGUUUUUCUGUAAUGUUUUUAUCGCCAUGGAUGUGAUGUGCUGCACAGCGUCUAUUAUGACACUGUGCGUAAUCAGCAUUGACAGGUACUUGGGCAUCACCAACCCACUGACUUAUCCUGUCCGUCAAAAUGGCUGCUGCAUGGCCAAGAUGAUCUUGUCGGUGUGGCUCCUCUCUGCUUCCAUCACCCUCCCCCCUCUGUUUGGCUGGGCACAGAACGUCAACGAUGGCAGAGUCUGCCUCAUCAGUCAGGAUUUUGGCUACACCGUCUAUUCUACGGCCGUGGCAUUCUAUAUCCCCAUGUCAGUAAUGUUGAUCAUGUACUACAGGAUCUACCGAGCAGCCAAACUCAGCGCAGCCAAGCACACCAUCACUGGAUUCCCCAGAGAAGGGGAGGAGGGGGCAGGGGCUGCUCCACGUGUAGCAGGAGGAGGAAGAGGAGGGCAGGAGGCCCAGCAGCCAGGAGGAGCCGCAGAAAGAGCAAGUGGAGAUGGGAUGGAGGUGGAAGAAGAGGAAGAGGAAGCAGAGGAAGAAGAGGAGAGCUUGGACUGCGUGUCAGCAGCGCUGAAGCUUCAUCGUGAGGUGGAAGAGGAGUGCAGCACACGCGUCUCCCGUUUGCUGAAAACUGGUGAGCACCAUCAGCGCAGGAGGAGGAAAAACCAAUCCAUCUUCAAACGGGAGCAGAAGGCAGCCGCCACUCUCGGCAUAGUGGUCGGUGCCUUCAGCUUCUGCUGGUUGCCUUUCUUCUUGGUGUCCACUGCCAGGCCAUUUGUGUGUGGUGUGGAGUGCAGCUGUGUCCCCCUCUGGUUAGAAAGAACUCUGUUGUGGCUUGGGUACGCUAACUCCCUCAUUAACCCAUUUAUCUAUGCGUUUUUCAAUCGGGAUCUGAGGACCACCUACAGUAACCUGCUGCGGUGCCGCUACAGGAACAUCAAUCGGAAGCUGUCAGCGGCUGGCAUGCAUGAAGCUCUCAAACUGGUGGAAAAGCCAGACUCUGUUAUAUAG